This is a messenger RNA of Rotaria sp. Silwood1, 384 nucleotides long. Lineage: Eukaryota; Metazoa; Rotifera; Eurotatoria; Philodinida; Philodinidae. The record is from the annotation of a GenBank genome assembly.
AUGAUUAAUGAAAUAAAUCUUUCUAUCUUCAGAUCAAGUUUAUCAAUUGCACCAACAACAACUUCAAUAGGUUCAUCAAAUGUAAUUGCAACUGAAAAAGAAAUAUGUCUUAGAUUUAUUGGAGCAUUUAAUAUACUUUUAACACUACUUAUGCUUGAAUAUUUAACAAUAUAUAUUGAAAAAUUGAAAACAUCUGAUAUACAUCCAAUAUCAAUUCUUGAUGGUCUUCAUUUUCAAGCUCAAACACAAUCAAAUCUAUCAAUACCAUUAAAAACACCAAUUGAUUUAUCAACAACAAAAAUAUCUUUACAAUUACCAAAAAUAAAUGUUUGUUUAUUACAAGUUGGUUUAGCUGAAGAUAAUGUUCAAUUAACUGAAUUAUGA